Salvelinus fontinalis (brook trout) is the source of this 6197-nucleotide messenger RNA. Its product is annotated as enhancer of polycomb homolog 1-like. NCBI's taxonomy places the organism in Eukaryota, Metazoa, Chordata, Actinopteri, Salmoniformes, Salmonidae. The record is from RefSeq and is a predicted model, not a curated record. Gene Ontology annotation, cellular component: piccolo histone acetyltransferase complex. The coding region runs from base 2028 to 4598 and encodes 856 amino acids. The transcript has 14 exons. Gene Ontology annotation, biological process: regulation of transcription by RNA polymerase II.
GAAUGAUGGAGACCACUGUGUUCUUGGGGACCUCCAUUGCUGCAGAGUUUUUUUUGGUAACCUUCCCCAGAUCUGUGCCUUGACACAAUCCUGUCUCGGAGCUCUACGGACAAUUCUUUCGACCUCAUGGCUUGGUUUUUGCUCUGACAUGCACUGUAAACUGUGGGACCUUAUGUAGACCUGUGUGUGUGCCUUUCCAAAUCAAGUUGUAGAAACAUCUUAAGGAUGAUCAAUGGAAACGAGGUGCAUCUGAGCUCAAUUAAAAGCAAAGGGUCUGAAUUCUCAUGUAAAUAAGGUAUUUGUGAUUGUUUUUUGUUUUUUUAUAUAUUUGCGAAAAAUUUUGAAACUUGUUUUUUGCUUUGUCAUUAUGGGGUAUUUUGUGUAGAUUGUUACAUUUCAGCCUUAUUCUAAAAUGGAUCAAUGUGGAAAAAGGGAAGGUUUUUUAUCCCAUCCUUCAGCUACCCAUCUAUCUCUAAAGACCAUCCAGUUCUAUUUGCCAUAUAGUUUAACUGUGCUGUUUCACAAAAGUGCUGAACCUAUAUAGGGUUUCAGAUGUUUUCAGAAGAUGGGCAAGGGACUCUGCAGUCCUAGUUUCAGGGGUAAACUGGUUCCACCAUUGGCGUGCUUUUGCUUUUCUCAAAGCAAGCAUAGAAGGCAUUUAGGUCGUCUGGUAGGCUCUUGUCGCUGGGCUGCUCUCGGCUAAGUUUCCCUUUUGUAAUCUGAUAGUUUGCAAGCCUUGGCACAUUCGUCGAGCGUCGGAGCCGGCAUAGUAGGUUUCGAUCUUAGUCUUAUAUUGAUGCUUUCCCUGUGGUUCAGGCUAGAGUCGGUCGCAGCCUGACGUUCUCCAGAGAAGGGAAGUCUGGCUCUGGCCUGUUACUAAUUGGUUCCUUAUGCAAGAUCUCACCUUGCCCAGUGUGUUCAUUAGUGCACAUUGUUUCUUGUAGGACAAAUCCAGGAAGGUCCCUCCCUGUUUUUGGCCUGUUUGCUUCCUAGUUAAUACACCUCGAAGUAUUGCUUGUCCCUCGCCUUGGGUUGGCCAUUAUCAUCAUAGAACAUGAUGUAAAUUGUGUUUCCUCACAUUGAAGAAAAUGUGAGCUGGGUGUUGGGUCAAGAUUUGCUUCAACUGAGAGAAAUGAAGGCCCAAGACCAGUCUGUUUGUAGACUAACUUCAUAUACUAGCUUCUCGUCUUGCGCCGAUGUACAUCAUCUGUUCUCAGAGAUUAACAACAUUAAUUGGUUUUGGCAGCAAGCAGAAGGCCGUUUGUUGCUGAAUCAUUGGUAUGUCACUUGGCUAGCCUAAAUGAUGUGCAUUGAUGGUGAUGCUAUGUUACCUCUUGAAGGUAAUGUUGCUCUGUCCUGUUGGUUGGAACCUUGCCAAUUCAUGUAUUGAAGAGAAUUGUUUAGGCUAACUGUUAGACACAUCUUGUUGAUUCUGCUUCCUCUGUCUAAACUGUUAAGGAAAUUGACCACACCAUGUGCUAAGCCAUAUAAACAUUUGGUCUAGUGAGUGACAUUAAUCUAGCCUGGUUGCCAGAUUAUAAUCUUCGGGCAAGUAAAAACAAUGGGCACGUGCCCUUGAGCGCCUAAUGUCAAUCCCUAUGGUCGUUAUGUAAGCUCUCGGUGAUGGCUUUCCCCUGUGAAUUGGACAUGCCUACUCGGUGUGAAAUGUUAUCAUAGUUAACCAGAGCACAGGCAGUCACAGUUUGCUUGAAUAGCCCAUCUGCUCUCUUCAUCCCUUUGAUUUGACCAGGUAAAUUAACUGAGAAUACAUUGUCAUUUACAGCAACGACAUGGGGUAUAGUUACAGGGGGGAUGAAUCAGCCAAUUGGAAGCUAGGGAUUAGUAGAUGGCCAUGGUCAGAUUUGGGAAUUGAGCCAGGACACCCCUACUCUGUACGAUAAAGGAUCUUUAGUGACCACAGAGAGUCAGGAAACACGUUUUACGUCCCACCCGAAAGACGGCACCAUACACGGGCCAAUGUCCCCAAUCACUGCCCUGGGACAUUUUGGAUAUAUGUUUUAGACCAGAUGAAAGAGUGCCUUCUACUGGCCCUCCAACACCACUUCCAACAGCAUUUGGUCUCUCAUCCAGGGACCAACCAGGACCAACGCUGCUUAGCUUCAGAGAGAGGCAAACCAGCAGUGGGAUGCAUGUUGGAGCACCAUCUCCAGCGGGCCAUCUCUGCACAGCAGGUGUACGGGGAGAAACGGGACAACAUGGUCAUCCCCGUCCCCGAAGCAGGGAGCAACAUCGCCUACUACGAGUCCCUCUACCCCGGGGACUUCAAGAUGCCAAAGCAGCUCAUUCACAUACAGCCUUUCAGUUUGGAUACAGAGCAGCCGGACUACGACCUGGAUUCAGAGGACGAGGCGUUUGUGAAUAAGCUGAAGAAGAAGAUGGAGAUCACCUCUCUGCAAUUUGAGGAGAUGAUUGACCGGCUGGAGAAAGGCAGUGGCACACAGCUGGUGAGCCUGCAGGAGGCCAAGCUGCUGCUGAAGGAGGAUGACGAGCUGAUCAAGGAGGUGUUUGACUACUGGACGAGGAAGCGAAAAAACUGUAAGAGUGGCUCGCUCAUUCCCACUGUGAAGCAGGAGAAGAGAGACGGAUCCAGCACCUCAGACCCCUACGUGGCCUUUCGCAGGAGGACCGAGAAGAUGCAGACCAGAAAGAACCGUAAGAAUGACGAGGCUGGGUAUGAGAAGAUGCUGAAGCUGCGGAGGGACCUGAGCCGAGCCGUCACCAUCCUGGAGAUGAUCAAGAGGAGGGAGAAGAGCAAGCGGGAGCUGCUACACCUCACCCUGGAGAUCGUAGAGAAGAGAAACGGCAUGCCUGACUACGGGAGUGAAGUUAUGGCAGAGGCCCUGGCCCAGAGGGCUCUGGUAAAGCCUGUCUACACGAUACCCAUCAUUCCCCUCUCCAACAGCAACCAGUACCGCCACCAAGACCACAUGGACAUGAAGGAGUACAAAACUAAACCGGAGAAGACGGAGGUGGUCAGAACGAAGAGGAAGUACGAGAAGAAGCCUAAGAUCCCUCCUCUCUCUGCACCCCAACACUCUGGCCCCUCUGUGUUCAACCCCAAGGACCUCAACCAGUAUGACUUCCCCAGCUCUGACGACGAACCCUUCUCACAGAUCCAUUCAGGUUCCUCGGAGGCAGAGGAGGAGAAUGACCCAGAUGGCUGCUUUGCGUUCCGGAGGAAGGCCGGCUGUCAGUACUACGCUUCUCGUCUGGACCAGAGUGGUAACUGGCCGUGGGUCAGCCCCUCUGGGGGUGGUUUGGGCGACCCUCGCUUCCGCUACUGCCUCACGUCCCUGACGGUGCCCCGGCGCUGUGUAGGGUUGGCAAGGCGACGCACGGGCAGAGGGGGCAGAGUUUUGCUGGACAGAGCGCACACAGAUCUGGACAAUGUUUUCCACAGCCUGGACUCGGACCCCGAGACCGAACCACUUCAAGCCUCAUCUCCUCCCACAAGCUCUCCUCUCCGCAGCGCAGCGCCUGCCAGUACCUCAGACACCAAUACCUCGGACCGAACCAAUGCUCCCAACAACCACCACCCCUCUUCUUCCUCUUCGUCAUCUGUGGACCUCAGUGAGAUUCUGUUGAACAUUAAGUCAGGCCGCUGGAGGCACUUUAGGCCGCGGACGCUAUCCCAUCACCCCCUGGGUGGAGGUGACAUCUCACGCUACAGAGGAUUUAGAGGAUUUACCCGGAGUACGUCCUUGGGACAGAGCAGGCUCUUGGGGAGUGGAGCUAACGCCCUACCCCGCACUGGCCCAGGAGCUACACCCGUCACCGCAUUCACAGCAGAGCAGUACCAUCAGCACCAGGAGCAGCUGGCCCUGAUGCAGAAACAGCAGCUUGAGCAGAUCCAACAGCAGCAACAGGCACAGCAGCAACAGGCACAGCAGCAGGCAAACACAGACCCAUCCUCUACUACUACAUCCACAGCACCCCUACCUAACACACAGUGUAUAAUAUCUAAGACGUUAGACUCGGCCAGCGCCCAGUUUGCUGCCUCUGCCCUGGUGACCACGGACCAGCUGAUGGCCUUCAAGGGCAAGGAGGAGGGGGUUCUGGGAAGUGGCGUCAACGGGGUCUUUCCAGGCUCAGGAGUGUACAAGGGCUUACACCUCGCCAGCACCACCCACACCCACCACCCCAACACCAACCAGACUCCCACUCCUCCUCCAUCAGCCCCCACUUUCCUCAAGCCCUCCUCCACCACUACGUCCCCUGUCACCGCCUCCUCCCUCAGCUCCCCAGCUAACGCACACGGGAAUCCCCUCCACCUGGGUAGCAACGCUGCCAACUCCACCCCCACCACCACUCAGGUCCUGAUAGGGAACAACGUCCGUAUGAGCGUACCCUCCUCCCCUGUCCUCCCCAGUCUGGGCGGCACCACCACGCGCCACAUACCCAGGGCUCUGGGAGCCUUGCCCUCUGCCUUAAAGAUGGCUGCCAACACCAACUGUCAGAUGCCCAACAAGGUCACCGGGGCUUCUACCAUGGACAUAGGAUCCAGGGAUAAUCACGAUCAAGACAAGCCAGCUCUGAACAGUAUAGCGGACAAUACAAUGGCCAUGGAGGUGACGUAGCAGAGUGGUGGUGGUGCUGCUAGCUACCGUGACAGACCAGCCAGGCCCAGCGCUACCCAACCCUCUGCUGGCCAACCAGUCCUCUGCUGAGAGUCUGCUGCUACUCUCUGAAUCCACUCUUUAGGUGCUGUGCAUCGUAGCAUCGGGAAUGCAAAAGGGACGGCAGGCGGGUGGUCGGCGGGACUCCACAUACGGACUACAUACGGAGUACGGACAUACGCGUUUCCACGGCAACUGUGGGGAUUACAUGGGUUGCAAUUGUCAUCUCUCAUGCUUUUUAAAUGUUUUUGUUUUUGUAUUCGUUACUGUUAAUAAGAGUAAAAAUUGACAUUGUGUAAAUUAUGAAUAUGGCAAAUUAGUAUCUGUACAGUAACUAAAUAUUUGUAAUACCCCCUUGUAUAUAUGUUACUUGAAUACAGAAACUUGUUUAUUUGUGAUGUUUUGCACUUGGGAAUAAAAAGAAAAAAAGCGAUAAACUUGUGAGUGUGAGAUGUGAGAGUUGUAUUAACGAAAAGAGACAUUUCAGAAGACGUUUCAUCACAUGCAUGGUGCAGAGCCUGCUGUUUUAUCUAUUUAUUGUGCUGUGUUUACAGUUUCCUUAUUUUAUUUCUGCACUGUACCUUAAUUGGUUCCUGUGCUGUAGUAAAUGUUAGGUAGCUACGGACUCCUGGGUAUUUUGUAUAUUGUAAACACAAUGCAGGUUUUCCCCCCUUUGGGUCCCUGCGCUUUUCUUUGGAUCAUGUGGAAUUCAAUGGUGAUUUACAGAUAGACUCUUUGGGGAGGGGAGCCAGAGGUGGAGGACAUGGUCAGCUUUGGUUCACUUCACUUAGCGGGGUUAAAGCUCUUCCUGGGAUCUUCCAUUUACAUUAUCCCGAUACAAGUAACAAACUAGGGAUGAAGUCUCUUCCUAGAAGCAUCUAUCUCAUGUUUCUGAUUCAAAGCACUAUCGAUUUUGUUUAGUUUUCUGUUUUUUUAAUCAAUAUUAAUGCUGCUUUUGUAUAAUUUUGGUCCCUUGUUUUCAUGCAAUGUCCCCUCUUUAAUUAUUUUAACCCCACACACAUUUUUGUAAAACAGAAUUUAGUUAUUUUUGUAUUUUUCUCCUGUUCUUGUGGUAAAAAAAAAUAUGAUUGUAAGCUUCUUCGUAUUGAAAGACUUCAUUAUUUUGUUACUUGUUUAUGCAUAGGUGAUAAGGGAGGUGAAUGGCAGUUACAAUUGCUGUAUGUAUCAUCAUUCCAAUUUCUGACAAGAAAAAAAAAAUGCUAAUGGGGGGUAGCUAUGGAGAAAGGCUUCUUUUUCUCCUCUUAUCUCACCGUUUCAAACUCCAGACGGCUGCAAGGCCAAAAACCACAAGUGUCGGGUGCCUUCCCUUGGGGGGGAAAAACGUGCUCUCUUCUGUGAAGAGUAAGGCACAAAGACAGUGCUACUCCUAGUAGUACUUUUUGUCUAUGUCGUCAGAAUCUGAAUGCCCAGUCCAAUGGCAGGAUUUAUCCUUGAGGUUUUCUUGUCCCACCUGGAGGCUGAAAAGAAUAAUGAAAAUUAAAAAAGUGACAGAACUCUACGAUAAUAUAAGACAAUAAAGACCAGGUCAUUAUAUGUGGA